Cuscuta epithymum is the source of this 922-nucleotide messenger RNA. The record is from the annotation of a GenBank genome assembly. Lineage: Eukaryota; Viridiplantae; Streptophyta; Magnoliopsida; Solanales; Convolvulaceae.
CUAAAAUCCUCAAUUGCAAAAUCCUGUAUAUCCGGUGUUGCAAGAGAGGGGUUGCAAUCCAGGAGGCUUGUAGUGUCUGCAACAGGGAGGAGGAGUCGGAUGCCCAUGCCUUUUUCUUAUGCUCUGCUGCGCAGCAGGUCUGGGAUUUAGUUGGAGUAAAUGUGAGAAGGGAUACUCCGGGAAUGGAGAACUGGAUCAAGAAUUAUUUGGCAGAUAAAGAUGAGGAGAGCUGGUGUCAUUUCCUUAUGAUACUCUGGAGCUUGUGGAAGAGAAGGAACGAUGUGGUUUGGAAGAAAAUUGCUCACACAGAACAGGGGGUCCGAAGGUGUGCUGAAAGUACAUUACAUGGGUGGAGGGAGGCACAAAUACAGAAAGGAGGAGCCCAAAGUCACCUGCAAAGGCCAGAAGAAAGAUGGAAAAGUCCGCGGUCAGGGUGGGUCAAAGUGAACGUGGAUGCCGCUACCAAUGAAGAGGGAGGGAUACGGGCAUGGGCAUGGGGAAGUGGUGGGAGCUGGUAGUGAUUCGAAGAGAGCAGAGUGGUCACCGGCUGAAACUGAAGCAAGGGGAGUUCGUGAAGCCAUUGCUGGAGCUAUAAGGAAAGGUUGGAGACAAGUGGAAGUGGAAUCAGAUGCUCUUCAGGUUGUUCAGGCAGUCCAUAAAGGGGAAGGCAUGUCUUAUUUAGAUUUAGUGAUAGAUGAUAUUGGUCAUCAGCUGAAAGAGAAUGAAAUUUUUUCUCUGGCAUAUUGUAAACGAUCUGCCAAUCGCGUCGCUCAUGCUCUAGCAAGGGCUAGCGUGUUAAGUCCAGAUCGUAGAAUUAGUCAUGAUUUAUUACCAUCUCAUAUUGUUAGCCUUGUGGCAAACGAUUUACUAGUUUGAAUAUGAAGUUUAUUUAUCAAAAAAAAAAAAAUACUUUUCCCUCAAA